Brienomyrus brachyistius is the source of this 5762-nucleotide messenger RNA. RefSeq lists its product as uncharacterized. The record is from RefSeq and is a predicted model, not a curated record. The transcript has 2 exons. Lineage: Eukaryota; Metazoa; Chordata; Actinopteri; Osteoglossiformes; Mormyridae. The coding region runs from base 3943 to 4983 and encodes 346 amino acids.
GGGCGGCAUCGUGUGGACGCCAGGGCUCCCAGCCCAGGGCUACUGGCCAGAUGACGCAUUCUGCAUGUGUCAGCGAAUUCACCGGACGCAUGGCGGAGCACUGGCGCUCUCCGCGGGAUUCGUGAAGCAGGGUCAGCAGGACGUUGGACAGAAGCCGUGCCGCGCUUUGGAGAUGCCCGCUGUCUCGGAUGCAGGGAUUGCAUAGCUCCAGCUCCUCCUCUCCGCCGCAGACGUGUCUUGGAAUGUAACUGGACGCUUGGUUGUCAUUCUUUUUAUUUAUUUAUUUUUUUUCUCUCUGCUGAACCCCUGUGAUCAAAAGAGCAUUGCUUUAAGACUGUACCAUACCACUGACCGUCGUAUCACAAACAUUUUUUCAGCGUUACUUUCUCAAACAUAAAUGUGCUGCUAGUUGUUAAGAUCAUUUUGAGGUAAUAUAGCCAGAUGUUCUCAUUUGCGAAAAUGACUGUAAAUAAUGGCAGUUUUGGUUAUGACACUAAGACUACAUCUUUAAGCAAGAAUGUAAGACGGUGUGGUGCUUGGCCUGUUCCUCCAUAAUUCUUUGCAGGUGCAGCUUACCUGUCAUUAAUGUAGAAGUCACAAUUCCAAGCUUAUUGCACUAAGUACCAACCUACAGAUUACAUGUCAUCUGGUGGGUAAUUACCGCUUCGCCGUGACCUUUGUAACCUGACUGGUGGAGAUGGUCUAUGCGAGCGAUAGGCAGCGCUUAUCUUGUAGUGUCGCUAUCCAGCACGUUUUCUAUCUUAUGUGAUGAGUUGCUAUUUGCCUGAGAUCAGGUAUGACUCAUCAGAGACCAGGUAGGAUGGAAAACCUGUUGUGUACCGGCACUCCAGGACCAGGGUCGCCUGCCCCCUACUUUACCCCCACCUCUGUGGUGCUUGGUGAGCAGAACCGCACUGCCCCAAAUGGGCCCACUCCUCGAAUUCCUGCUAACAUACACAAAGCUACAGGGCAGUAAUAGUGGCUUUUGUUUCACAUGUGCAGCUGUUUUCCCAGACUGUCCUCUACAAUAGUGUUUCUCGACCCGGUCCUCGGGGACCCCCAGACGGUCCAUGUAUUUGCUCCCUCCCAUGUCCACUGAAGACUGGGUCGAGAGACACUAAUCUUCAAGUUCCGCCGUUGGAGUUAGUCUGCGAUACACACACACUGCUUUUACAGCGAUACACACACACACUGCUUUUUACAGUUACAGCCUGCAUAUAUUCUAUAUAUAUUUAUAUUUUUGUGAUUAAAAACUACCUUUUGAGCACUACAUGAAAACCUUUUAUUAAGUGAACGGGUGAAUUUCCAGGGUGGAACUGGAUUACGGAUGAGAUGGUGGAGCGAAUGUUUGUCUUGGAGGGGGGGCACACACAAAGGUCUUAUUAAUGGCCUUCACUGUGAGUGUUAAACUGAAGUCUCUGAUUGGACGAAGGUCAAACGGAAAGGUGGCUGUCAAGUUCUGAUAGGCUUAUUUUGAAAACGGCCGCUGGCUCGUGGGCAAUCAUCUUAAUCGUCCUGACAAUGCAUGGCGCUACACAGCUACAGGAAUAAACACGUUUACAUAAUUCAGGGGCUGCUUUAAUGCACUUCUUGCAAACCAUACUGACAACCGCAGCACCAAGCUCACAAGCAACUGGAACAGAGAAGUACGAUCAGAUUAACCAGCCAUGUGUUUGAUACUCAGACCUUUUUAGGUCACCUUUUUCCCCUAGAUGGUUGUUUUUUUUUAUAUAUGUAUAUUUCUUGUUUAGUCUGCCAUUAAACUGGUGGUGGGUUUGUCCUAAGCCGUGUGAGCCCAGAAGAGAGAGAGAGCAUGAAGUACCAAUCAAGCUCUAAUCAUUUGAAUAGACUGUAUAAUAGCUUGAAUUUUGGGGGAAAAGAUUUUCAUUUUCAGCAUUCCACAAGUCGAAAAGCUUUUAUUUAAGCACUGAGUUGUUAACUUCAGACAGACACAUUCCUGUGUUAAGGGAGCGAAUAGGGUGGUCCAAGCUGCUAUCUAGUACAUUCAUCGUGAUUCUCUGAGAGAGCCUGUCGCAGCCGCUAGGGGCUCCGCAUGCGAUCGACAUGUUGGGGAUGCAUUUACUGCCGUCUGACUUGACGUUCUGGUGACUCUCUGUGUGAGGACUGAUGCCCCAGUUUGAUUCUAAUAUCGUUUCUUGGUGAUCUGGAGAUUUAAUCUGAAGCUCUUGAAUAAAGAUGUGGAAAAGCGACUCAGUUCUUGCUGCUCUUCCUUGGCAGUGUCUUUCAUAUGCAGUGAUCACAGGAAGUCCUGGCAUGCUUGUUUAAGUCAAUAAAAAAAAUGCAAAUUUAUCGGUUGUAUAACAAAUCAUUAUUUUAUUCAUUUUAAAAAAAGUGAAAGUGAUUAUAAGUAUAGAUCACAUUAGAAACAUCCUCUGGUGUUAAAUAAACAUUAAGUUCAUGUGGUAAUAAACUGAAACUCACAUUAUCGUCCUGAAAGAUGACCUGAGUUAAAAAGGUCGUUGACAAGCAGCAUCUUUUGGUGAUUUUUAAUUGGUAACACCUUUGCAGUGACAUAAAACGCCGAACAUUUGUGUUUAGUAUUACUGUGGGAGCCAAAGGCCACAAUUGCAAUUAAUAGCAAAAGACCAGGAACAGAACUGAAUUAGUUAGUAAAAAAAAAAAAAAUUGGCACUUAAGGAAAUGACUUUUUAUGCAACCAUUACAUUUGCAACAUUUUACAGAAUUUAGUGUUUGAGCACUUUGUGUGUGUGUGUGUAUGUGUAUAUAUAUAUACACAAAAUUUAUCGACAGCCAUGUAAACAUCUGUUUGUUAUUCCGUAUUUACAAAAAAAAAAACUCCCUACAGACCACACUAACUCUGGCUACUUCUCGUUGCUGUAUGUUUUUCCAUCGUUUACAUUAGUGUCCAUCUGCUGACGCCGUUUCUAAACAUCUGCGCUGUCUUUCAGGAGCUGCUCUCUAAUGUCAGCAAAGCCGUCAGGUCUCUCGCAGCAGCCGCAUGUAGGGGAGACGCUGUUGGAUGCCUCACACACUGCAAAUACCUACACAUUCUGUUUAUUAGACACAGAUGCUCGCCAAAAGACAAAAAAAAAGCAUUUUGUUUAAGACUGAAACCUUCCAUGUUUUACAGAUUUCUGAAGAAGGUUUUUUUUCCCCCCUAUAGGAUUUUGACACAACAAACUAUUGGUGAGAAAUUCAUGCUAAAAUUGUUCUAAACAUCUUUAAUCAAUUCACACACAUUCACUCACUAUGGCCAAUUUAGCGACGCUACUCCCAAACGGAACAUGUUCGAUGUGUCGGAUGAAACUGUUUAAAAACCAUUAUGGCUUCCAGCUUCUCUGUCCCGAUGGGGAUGUGGAGGUAGGAGAUCAUGCAAACCCCCACACAUGGAGGGGUUUGGGUAGUGCUACGUUUGUUACAGAACCAGCGCCUCCUAAAGGCGGCACAGGCGAUCGCCGGGGGCACGAAAGAGUGUGUGACAACAAAUAGGAAGAAAAACAUCUGACUGCAUUCUGUGACAUUAUGGUUCUUUCUUGUAAGACAGAGGCGAGUUAACUAGCUAGUUAGCAGCCAGAUACCCUGUGCUACCAUAAUGUUUGUAAUAUGAAUAAAAUGUGUAAAUUUGUUUUCUAUUGCUCUGUGGUUGGAGGAAGGAAGGGGACGCUCAGAAGAAUCUCCCCUAUGGUGCCAGAGAGACUGGCCCUGGUUACAGUAACAGUGUUUUUCAUCCACAAAUAAAAUCAGGCUCUACAUAUAGGACAUUCCGAAAGCCUCCAAACAGAAGGGCUAUUAUGCCCCCUCUGCCUCCCCCAAACAUACGCACAUCUACUUUCCUCUUCGUCAAGGAUGAUGUUCAUAGCAGAUUGGGUGGGUUUCCUGUCACAGAGGGGAUGUUCAGUGUCAUGUUCCUAAGCUCCACAUUCCCAUCGCAGGGCCGCUGCUGACAGAUCAGCGUGCUGGAUGCCGGCUGUACUGCAUGUAGGUGUGACUGAAACACAGCGAGCUAAACAUUCCCAUCACAUGGCCCCUGCUGACAGAUCAGCAUGCUGGAUGCCGGCUGUACUGCAUGUAGGUGUGACUGAAACACAGCGAGCUAAACAUUCCCAUCGCAGGGCCGCUGCUGACAGAUCAGCGUGCUGGAUGCCGGCUGUACUGCAUGUAGGUGUGACUGAAACACAGCGAGCUAAACAUUCCCAUCGCAGGGCCGCUGCUGACAGAUCAGCGUGCUGGAUGCCGGCUGUACUGCAUGUAGGUGUGACUGAAACACAGCGAGCUAAACAUUCCCAUCGCAGGGCCGCUGCUGACAGAUCAGCGUGCUGGAUGCCGGCUGUACUGCAUGUAGGUGUGACUGAAACACAGCGAGCUAAACAUUCCCAUCGCAGGGCCGCUGCUGACAGAUCAGCGUGCUGGAUGCCGGCUGUACUGCAUGUAGGUGUGACUGAAACACAGCGAGCUAAACAUUCCCAUCGCAGGGCCGCUGCUGACAGAUCAGCGUGCUGGAUGCCGGCUGUACUGCAUGUAGGUGUGACUGAAACACAGCGAGCUGCACGUUCCCAUCGCAGGGCCACUGCUGACAGAUCAGCGUGCUGGAUGCCGGCUGUACUGCAUGUAGGUGUGACUGAAACACAGCGAGCUCCACGUUCCCAUCGCAUGGCCGCUGCUGACAGAUCAGCGUGCUGGAUGCCGGCUGUACUGCAUGUAGGUGUGACUGAAACACAGCGAGCUCCACGUUCCCAUCGCAUAGCCGCUGCUGACAGAUCAGCGUGCUGGAUGCCGGCUGUACUGCAUGUAGGUGUGACUGAAACACAGCGAGCUCCACGUUCCCAUCGCAUGGCCGCUGCUGACAGAUCAGCGUGCUGGAUGCCGGCUGUACUGCAUGUAGGUGUGACUGAAACACAGCGAGCUAAACAUUCCCAUCGCAUGGCCGCUGCUGACAGAUCAGCAACAGAUGGAAUGGGGUGCCAUGGAAAAGAUUAUGCCAUUUUCAAACCCACCCCAUGAAACUGGAUAAAUAUCGCCCGACAAAUUGAUUUUUAAUAUGAAAUCCAUGUGCAGUUGAAGCAGGCCAGCCCAAGUCCAUGUGGCGCCCUGGGGAACGUCACUAUCCCCCUCCCCCAAAGCCAACCGCAGCUGGCACCAAAGUAAAUGUGGAAAUAAGAGUGAAGAAGGAAUUAAGACUUAUUAUUGUUUAAUUUUGUAUAAUAAAUUCAUGCUUCUGGAUUAACCGCAUAAUCGAAAAAUAAAAUUGGCAGCCCUUUUAACAACCUUUGCUCACUGUGAACUGUUCUUCUGCUUGUUCCUGCUUCAAUUGCAGUGCUUUUUCUUGGUCACACCCUGCUCACCCCGCCCACUGUGGCAGUGUGCCCCCUCCAAGUCAAAGUCAAAUCGGCUGUCUGCUAUUCCAGAAUCCCUGAGAAGCCAUCACCCUAGGCAGCCCACUGACAAAUAAAGAUAAUUUUAGCCUAUUCAGAAUAUCAUCUCGUGAACCACAGUUAGUGAACCACUAACCUAUAUAAUUAGGUCCAGGAAUAUAGCAAGUUUAUUGAGGUAUUACACAGAGUACAGAGAAAUGUCAUGUCCUGUAAUGAAAUAAUCACUUUACACAACAGAAAAAUUCUUGUACUUUUACCCUGUUAUUUACACACACUGUGUAAAAGUCUAAUAACUUAAUAGUAACGUGAAUAUUAGGAAUUAUAAUAACCCGGUUUGGUUCGCUCAGAGUUUUGUGUGUUAUGUCUCCCCCUUGUGGCUCGGUCAGGUAUUAAAAUGCUUUUAUGACA